AUGGGCUUUACCAAAUCUGUGCUGCAAGAUCCUGAUGUGCUUGAAAGGCGUCGGAACAGGUUUCUAAAGGACGAGUACCAUAGCAGACUUUCAAAAAAUGCAGAGUUCGGCCUGAUCAGUCGAGGGGAGGACCUCCGGUUGCAGCAAAACGAAUCUGCUCGAAGAGAUCUCUUCACCAAAAUUCAGCUCAACAUCAAGAACAAUGCCAAACCAGAUUCAAUCCUCAUGGACUUUCGCAAACUGAGGGAAAGUCUUCUUUCUCAACCGCACACCGACUUUGCAAAAGACGUGUUUCUGAACUCGAUCCAAUAUUCUGCCUCAAUAGGCCAUCAUCAGUCGUACGUCCCCAGUAUAAUGCAUCUAAUGGAGGCCGAGAAAAAAAACCAACUCAUGUCCAGCACUGAAAAAGAACUAGUGCUGUCGAUUCUGGCAUUACACAAGGCUCAUUACAACGGACAAUUCGAGUCCGUUUUUGAAUUACUAUUGCUGAACUUUGACAUCGUGCCAAACUUUGGUAAGCUUGCUUCAUGCGUUCCCGAGGCUGCCUUCUUUGCAACUUACGCUCUUAUGACUAAAGAUUUCUAUCUCUGGACGCGCCAAUAUAACUUCUUGUCGAAGAAUCCUUGCUACAAGUCUGUAAUGGAUUUGAGACUCAAAGCAUUCAGACAGACGGAAGUUGACACGCUGCAUCGAUCGUAUUUUAUGCUAAAUAAAAGAGUGUUACUGAACUUUGUGAAUGCAUCAUGGGAGGAACUCUGCAAAGAUCACAAUAUUGAGUGGAUGCUGGAGAACGAUACGGUUACUAUCCGUCGCAGGAAAUAG
Molecule: messenger RNA, 822 nt
Organism: Ogataea polymorpha
Lineage: Eukaryota; Fungi; Ascomycota; Pichiomycetes; Pichiales; Pichiaceae
Exons: 1
Coding region: 1-822 (273 amino acids)
Source: RefSeq, a predicted model, not a curated record